This is a messenger RNA of Phragmites australis (common reed), 1925 nucleotides long. Its product is annotated as lysine histidine transporter-like 8. The transcript is spliced from 5 exons. Bases 203 to 1741 code for a protein of 512 amino acids. Gene Ontology annotation, cellular component: plasma membrane. The record is from RefSeq and is a predicted model, not a curated record. Lineage: Eukaryota; Viridiplantae; Streptophyta; Magnoliopsida; Poales; Poaceae.
CUCACAGACCCCGGCGCACAACGUCCGGACCUACGCUGCAUGGUUCACCAUUUCACCAACCCCGUGAACGAGAGAGACACCACCUAUAAAUUCCGAGUCCCGUGAACCGCUGCAGGAACAAAGAAACUGAAUCGCGCAGGGUGAGCAGUACAGGCACAGCCAACAGUUGGGCGCGUGCAGCAGUGCACUGGAGCGCGCGGCCAUGUCUUCGCCCAAGGAAGCGAUCAGCGAGGUGCAGUCGGCACCUCCGACGCCGCCACCGCCGGUGUCCACCCCGCCGUUGCGGAUACACUCCCCGGUGCCCAGCCAGUCGCCACUGCGGGCGAUGGCGACGCCGCUCGCGAGCCCCGUCAAGAAGGCGGUGGCGAGCGUCAGGGGUUACCUGGAGGAGGUCGGCCACAUCACGCGGCUCGGGGACCCGCGCGACGCCUGGCUGCCCAUCACCGAGUCCAGGAGCGGCAACGCCUACUACGCCGCGUUCCACAACCUCAGCUCUGGCAUCGGCUUCCAGGCGCUCGUGCUCCCGAUCGCCUUCGCCUUCCUCGGAUGGACGUGGGCGAUCGUCUGCCUGACCCUGGCGUUCGUGUGGCAGCUCUACACGCUGAGGUUGCUCGUUAAGCUCCACGAGCCCGUCGCGGGUGGCACCCGGUACAGCCGAUACAUGCACCUCGCCACGACCGUUUUCGGCGAGAAAUGGGCGAAGAUCCUCGCGUUGCUCCCGGUGAUGUACCUUUCCGCGGGGAACUGCACGGCGCUCAUCAUCAUCGGCGGCAGCAGCAUGAAGAUCCUGUUCAACAUCGCGUGCGGCCCGGUGUGCCUGGCGCGGCCGCUGACCACCGUGGAGUGGUACCUCGUCUUCGUCUGCGCGGCCGUGCUGCUGUCCCAGCUCCCCAACCUCAACUCCAUCGCCGGCGUGUCGCUGGUGGGCGCGACCGCGGCCGUCGGCUACUGCACCAUGAUCUGGGUCGUGUCCGUGGCCAAGGGGAGGGUGGCCGGAGUGUCCUACGACCCGGUCAAGGCCCCGAACGAUGUGGACGGCGCACUUGGGAUCCUGAAUGGCCUCGGAAUCAUUGCCUUCGCUUUCAGGGGGCACAAUCUUGUACUAGAGAUUCAGGGCACGAUGCCAUCAACUCUGAAACAUCCUUCUCAUGUGCCCAUGUGGAAGGGUGUCAAGGUAGCCUAUGUCAUCGUUGCGCUUUGCUUAUACCCCGUCGCUAUUGGUGGCUUCUGGGCUUAUGGCAACCAGAUACCUCCCAAUGGCAUCCUGAGCGCUCUGUACAAGUUCCACAGCCGCGACGUGUCCCGGCUGGUGCUGGGGAUCGCCACGCUGCUGGUGAUCAUCAACUGCUUGGCCACGUACCAGAUCUACGCCAUGCCGGUGUACGACAACAUGGAGUCCGGGUACGUGCACAAGAAGAACCGGCCGUGCCCGUGGUGGCUGCGCUCGGGCUUCCGCGCCUUCUUCGGCGCGGUCAACUUCCUCAUCGCCGUCGCGCUGCCGUUCCUGUCGGAGCUCGCCGGCCUCCUCGGGGGGGUCUCGCUGCCGGUCACGCUGGCGUACCCGUGCUUCAUGUGGGUGGCGAUCAAGAAGCCGGGCAAGGGCUCAGUGAGGUGGAACAUCAACUGGGCUCUCGGAAUCCUUGGCAUGGGCUUAAGCUUUGUGCUCAUAGUUGGAAAUCUGUGGGCUCUUGUGGAGAAAGGCUUGCGGGUGCAGUUCUUCAAGCCUGCGGAUUUCCAGUGAAAACAUGCGAAUCUGUCAAGUCAUAGGAUUCUUAAUGCAAUGUAAUGUUAUUAUAUCUUAGUAUUGUUUUCCUGAGAAAUGUAUGAUGCUAUAUUUUGAAAUGUUGAAUUUUCGGGAAGCAAAGUUGAAUCAACGUAUUAAUUAGCCAGAUUGCUCGUGCAAUUGCACGCCUAUUUUAUAUUUU